AUUUAAAAGAGGAUUAUGGCGAGUGUAGAUCGAAAGUUUAUAUCUCGUCAGAAAAUACCACAACAAAAUCAGUUCAGUUACAUCUACGACAAGACAUACAAGCAGACAGCCUUCGUGAAGAGAGAGGCAGAAAGAUUUCGAGUGGAAAAAAUUAUAUCUGAAGUGCAGAACUACAAGAGCGAAAGUAGAAAAGAGCUUUUGAAAAGUUUAAAAAAACAAGCAUUGAAGUUGCUGUGCUACUUUAUCAUAUUCCUUGUUUACAUUUUACUCGGCGCCGUAAUAUUUUUCUAUAUCGAGGAGUGCUCUGGCGCCGAUAUAGCGGACGAUAAAGUUAGAAGCAAAGCAGAUACAGCGAAAUUUUUUAAAAAUACAUGUCAGAUACUCUAUGAUGACGAGUACAAACUUAUAAACAUAUCAUCUGGUGCCUCUUUAAACAAGAAUGAAUCCACGAAAACGAGUUCUGCAGAACAUAACAACACUUUCAUGAUGGCGUGUAUUAAAAUCAUGCAAAACUCAUCCAAUGUCAUCAAGGAAACCAAAUUGAUGACGUCAUGUGACGUUACAACAACCAAAAGUCUUAAAUAUAUAACCUUCGCCAUGUUUACUAUACUCAGUAUAGGGUAUGGAAACACAACGCCCAUCACGACCAUUGGGAGGGGUGUACUUAUUUUAUACGCCAUCUUUGGUAUACCUAUAGCAGUGACGAUGUACCGUUUCACAGCGAAACUUUUGGUGCAACUUCUUACCUUGUUGAUAAGAUGCAUUGAUAAAAAAAUACACGGCCGACAGAAAGCCGACGACAGAUACUUGCAUUUAAAAGUUCUGAUGAUCAGCCUCGUUUUCAUGCUGGUGUUUGUUGCUUUCUGUUGCUCGCUAACAAUGAGAGAGGGGACAGAGAAAUGGACGUUCGCAAGCAGUUUCUACUUCUGGUUUGUCAGCUUAACUUUAAUCGGCUACGGAGAUCUCACAUUCAGUCAGAAAACACAGCUAGAAAACCCUCCGUAUUUAGUUUUCUCAUUUUUAAAUAUUUUAUUCGGCUUGGCUUUAUCGGCCACCAUUAUUGAAGCAUACGCCAUGACUUUACGUAAAGGUGGCAAUUCUAUUAUUACGCAAGAAAAAAAUGAGAUUGAAAACAAAGAAGAGCUUGACGCUGAUGUCGGACACAUUCUACUUCAGCUUGGUAUAUUCUCCAUUGACAAAGUCGAAGCAGAACGCUAUAUAAGCACGGCGCAUGACGUACAACUUAUCGAUAAAAUAGAAGAAUUAUCUGUAUAGAAAAAUGCCAAUCAAACUUUCUACAGCAACUAAGAUCUUUUACUAACUUUCUGGUCACGUGGGAGGUGGUGGAUUAAUAUGAUUCCGUGUAGAAAAAACACCAAAUACAUUCUUAACUAUACAUCAACAUAUUUCGAUUUAGGAAUUUCCUAUUAGUUUUCCCAACACGUAUGAGCGCUCCUUGUGAAAAUUUUAAUCAUUUUGUCUCCAUUAUCAAAGUGUAAAGAUGUUAAACAUUUUACCUGUGCC
Hydractinia symbiolongicarpus is the source of this 1524-nucleotide messenger RNA. Its product is annotated as TWiK family of potassium channels protein 7-like. The record is from RefSeq and is a predicted model, not a curated record. The transcript is spliced from 2 exons. Gene Ontology annotation, cellular component: membrane. Gene Ontology annotation, molecular function: potassium ion leak channel activity. NCBI's taxonomy places the organism in Eukaryota, Metazoa, Cnidaria, Hydrozoa, Anthoathecata, Hydractiniidae. Gene Ontology annotation, biological process: stabilization of membrane potential; potassium ion transmembrane transport. Bases 16 to 1275 code for a protein of 419 amino acids.